Molecule: messenger RNA, 555 nt
Organism: Penicillium egyptiacum
Lineage: Eukaryota; Fungi; Ascomycota; Eurotiomycetes; Eurotiales; Aspergillaceae
Source: the annotation of a GenBank genome assembly
AUGUCUGGCCGCGGCAAGGGUGGAAAGGGUCUCGGCAAAGGUGGUGCCAAGCGUCACCGCAAGAUUUUGCGUGACAACAUUCAGGGAAUUACCAAGCCUGCUAUCCGUCGUCUCGCACGCCGUGGUGGUGUCAAGCGUAUCUCCGCUAUGAUCUACGAGGAGACCCGCGGUGUCCUCAAGACCUUCCUCGAGGGUGUUAUCCGUGACGCUGUUACCUACACUGAGCACGCCAAGCGCAAGACUGUCACUUCUCUUGACGUUGUCUACGCUCUCAAGCGCCAGGGCCGUACCCUCUACGGUUUCGGUGGCUAAAUCAUUUGUUCUUUUCUUUUCCGGGCUGGUUCACGGUACGACGGGACGUUGGGGUGUUCUCUGAUUUAUUUUACUACAACUGUCAUGGGUCUCUGGGUUUGCUUUUCAUAACACUCGAUUACCAAUAUUGCGCGUCAAUGGUGUGCGCUUCUGAGCUUUUCUGUAUCAUAGCGGCCUCCAAAUUACGGCUGGCACCAUGGAUAUGGUGGGAUCAAGCACUUGAGUGCGAUCCGAUACGAAUAC